CUUGAAAGGUCUACUAUGGCAUCCACCCAGGCCUCAUUUCUUUCUCCCUUACAUUCCUCCUCCAUUGUUUACCUGUGGAAAUUUGCCCUUGAGAAGACAUGUAUUUCAAUUUAGAGGCAAUGUCUGAUGUGAAAUAUCAGUAAUCAGUAAAGCUAAUUGAUUCAUUUGAAGUUGAAACUUGCAACUCCUUCCCAAUUAGCACCAUCCUUUAACCUAUGGAAUAAGUGAAAAUAUGCUGGAAUAGCAACUCUCCAAGUGGUUUUAAACUCUUCUGCCCUCGUUUCAAAGCCCAACUCAUUCUCUUAAUUUGUUGAAGAGCAUAUUGUCACUUGAGUAAGACUGCCUUAGAAAUGUUACCAAGUCAGGGCUGGGUGUUUCCUGUCCUUUGGAAAAGAAAGGCCUAAACAAUACCUUCCUCAUACUCUAGCUGCAAGGAAGGCAUGAUGAUUGAAAUUAUAGAUGCUUCCUUAGCUGAUUUUUAAUGAAAUGUAAAUUAAAUACAUAGCAAAAGGAUGGGAGUAAAAGGAAGCUAUAUUUUUAAAGGAGGUUUUUCACAUAAACUUUGUUUCUUGAACAAAAUGUGAUUUAGACAAUAAAAUUGGGAAGUCAGUGGGAGAAACAGCUGUAGAAUUAAAUUUUGAGCCUUGAUAUUGGGUUUUGUACACAUCAUUUAAUUUUUUUUUAUGUAAGACAUGAGAAAUAAUACCUCACAGUUUUUCUGAAGAUCAAAUAAAGGCUUUAAAGCCUUGAGCAGUGUCUGGCUCAGGUUGGGUACUUAAUAAAGGGCAGGUAUAUCAAUAAUAGAAAUGUAAUAUUGAAUACUUUGCAGGGCCGAAAGAGGAAAGGACAUGGGGAGCACAGGGGAGGGCGAUUAGAUAGAGUGAUUAUAUGUGUAUAUAAAGUACAUUACAUAGGCAGGGGUGUCAUGAGGAUUGGUGUGAUAGUGACCUUGUUGCUAAGUGCAGAAGCAAAACACUGACUUAAAAACAAGUACAUCAGGCACUCAGUGGAGAAGAGAGAUGGAGGCAGACGCUGCAGGGAAAAAAACUGAGUAAAAGGGGCCUUUGAUUCCAUGGGCACAAAAGUCCACAGCCAGGAAUUUGCUGCAACCUCUGAGUCAGGCGGGGUGUGGGGGUGGGGUACACCAUUCCAUUAGUAGAGAAUUCCCAGUGGAUUUUUUUCUGAGAGUCACAUUUCUUGUUAGGACCAGUGUAGACAGAAACAAACUCCGCUCACUUGUUUCUUGGGACAGUUGAGUUAGGGGAUGGCUUUUGCAGAGCAUUCACCGCUGACCCCUCACCGCCGGGACCUCUGUAGCCAUUCUAUCUGGCUAGCGAGGAAGAUUCGUUCAGACCUGACCGCUCUCACGGAAUCUUAUGUGAAGCAUCAGGGCCUGAACGAGAACAUAAGCCUGGAUUCUGUGGGCGGUGUGCCAGUGGCAAGCACUGAUCAGUGGAGCGAGCUGACUGAGGCCGAGCGACUGCAGGAGAACCUCCAAGCUUAUCGUACCUUCCACGCCAUGUUGACCAGGCUUUUAGAAGACCAACGGGUGCAUUUUACUCCAGCUGAAGGUGACUUCCAUCAGGCAAUACGUACGCUUCUACUCCAAGUUGCUGCCUUUGCUUACCAGCUGGAGGAAUUAAUGGCGCUCCUGGAGCACAAGAUCCCCGCCAGUGAGGCUGACGGGGUGCCCGUUAUUGCUGGAGAUGGUGGUCUCUUUGAAAAGAAGCUGUGGGGCCUGAAGGUGCUGCAGGAGCUUUCGAAGUGGACAGUGAGGUCCAUCCAUGACCUUCGCGUCAUUUCUUUCCGUCAGACCGGGAUCUCGGCACACGGAAGCCACUAUAUUGCUAAGGACAAGAAACUGUAGCAGUUACCCAUCUCUUUCAGUGGAAUCUAUGUAGUUCUCCGAGGUCUCACUUUUCCAUUCUUACGUUCUUGACAAUCUUUAAAACCACAGGCAUUUUCAUCAAGUAGGGUUGGAGACGACGACAAAUGGGCAUACAGGGUUAGUUGGUAAGGUGGGGACAGGCGUUGUUGGGCCGUAAGGGAGUGGGAGCAGGGGCAACAUUGUUGUGCCUCAGUGCUCUAACGUUUUCUACCCUCUAAGUAACCUCUGCAGACACUUAACAGCCUCACAGGAUAAGUAUGUUUUUAACUCUAGUCCCGGAAGUUUCUUCUGAGAGGACUAUAACAGGGAAUUAAAAACCAUGGACUCUAUUCAGUUCAAACUCUUGGAUAAAAAAAAAGUAACUAACGUUGAUUAUCUACCAUGUUGGAGCAGUAUGCCAGGGCCUUUGUGUCUGUUACAAUUUUCACAACCCUGUUCACGGAAGGUGGCGUUAUUUCCAUUUGGCAGAUGACAUGACAGGCUCACAGAAACAUAACUUGUUCAAGAUUACCCACCUAGCAAAUGGCACACUGGGUGUGAACCCAAGCCGUUCUUGUUUUACAGCCUAGGUGCCCUCUACUCUGGAGGCCUGCCCGAGAAUCCCCCACUGCAGCUCCUCGCCGCAGGGGGCUGGGGAAUGGACCCUGCGGUCUGUUCCUAGCACCGAGGAGGAAGAAAACCUGACAGUGGCCUCGCUUAUCUGAGGUUUCACUUUCCACUGUUUUCAGUUGCCCGUGGCCAACCAUGGCACAAAAAUAGUAAAGGAAAAGUUCUAGAAAUAAGCAAUUGGUAAGUUUUAAAUUGCUUACUAUCCUGAGUUACUGGGAUGAAAUCUCAGGCAGUCCUACUCCAUCCUACCCAGGACAGGUACCAUUCCUUUGUCCAGAAUAGCCGUGCUGUGUCCAUUACCCACCCAUUAGUCACUUUGCCCUUUCAACUAGCAGUAUGACAUUUAUCAGAGUAUGUUGUCAUAACUGUUUUAUUCUUAGUGAUUGUUACUUGCUUACUGUUUAAAAGCAGGGUUAUGUACUAUCUGCGGUUUCAGGCAACCUCUGGGGGUCUCGGACUGUGUCCCCCACGGAUAAAGGAGGACUACUGCACAGGUCCUGAGGGGCAACGUUUUAGGGUCAGAAGCAGUGUUUGUUGUUCACACUUGGCAAAGAAGAGAGCCAUGGAGAUCUUAAGAGUCAGCUUGUGGAAAAGAUUAGGCCCACCGAACUGCUAAACUCAGGAAGCGGUGGGUGUGCGGUGGUACAUUGUGCUUCACAGUGUCCCCUGAUGUCCCUGAGUUUGGGGCUGGGCAGAGCUCAUACUGGGGUUACCGUGUAUGUGUUGUAGUCAGCCGUGCUGUGAGCCCAGGCGCUCACGAAUGAUGGAUGGAAUACAGCUCAGGUGAAAAGGUCACAGAACUCGCUCACACACAUUCUCCAGACUUAGUCAUGAGGAGAGAGUGGGCCCGCUCUGUUCCCAGUGAGAAAGCCACCGACGCUAAAACAAUAUGCAGUAAAGCCUCCAUGCUUCAUGAUCGGGGCAGAGCUCUGUGCUUAAUGUUCUUGAGAAACGGCAUGUAAAGCGCCAGCCAGUAAAUGAGAACAUUAACAGAAAAGUUCACUUGCAGUUAUUAACUAGUACAAAUGUGCAUCCAGAAGUUCUCAGGUGUAUCACUUCAUACCACCAGUUAAUUAAGACUCAAAACCUUGGAUUGGGGGCCCAGAUCAAUUUUGUUUACUUAUUUGAGGCUUUUGUAUUCUUCAAUGACCCACGAGUCAGAGCUAGCCCCCAGGUUACUUGAGAUGGGAUGGGUGACUUAGCUUGUGACCUCUCCCACGCAGGUCACAUCAAAAACUCCAUGAAGUCAAUAUUAGGAGAAGACUGGGUAGAAGUUAGGACAGCACAGAGGAAGGAAGGCCCAGCUCUCUCGUAUGGAAACAAGGUUGUGUGCAUAAGAGACCACACUAGGCUGGAAAUAAAAGGCGCAGUUUUAAAUGUUACCGAGUUGGAGGAGCGCUGUGAGGACCAGAGAGCACCUCUCUCUGGAGGGGGGUGAGCUGUGUCCUGGCGGCUGGACGAGUACCAAGUCAAUAGGAAUCCUGAGAGAAACAGGCAUGAGUUGCCUGGGUAAAGAGUAAGGCAAUGAUACCCCUAGAAAACAGCUACUCCUAAGGUUUGGCUUUAUGUUUGGCUAAUGUCAUUUGUGAUUUUGGUGUGGGUGCAUAGUUCCCCCAUGAGUGCAUACAGGCUUAUUUAAUUCAAGCUUUUAUUUAAAUUGUUUCAUCUGUUUAAGAGCAGCAUUUUUAGUUAAUAAAGUUCUGUUUAUUAAUGUGGCAUUCUUUAUAGUGUUCAGGCUCUUUUUGUUGAAUGGAGAAAGAUGACUAACAUUUCUUGAUGGGGAAUAAAUAACUGAUUACAAACUUGCUAAAUCUUAAAAGCCAUGGUCCCUCUCCAAAUGCUUUGUUUUUAUAUUCACAUGUUGCAGCACAGACAGCACAGACACCUGCAGAAGUUUCAGAGACCAAUGGGGCAUGGUGCAAGUGCUGCCUAGUUGCGUGUGAAGGGAUGUUUAUGCAUAAGAGGCACAUUUAAAGUGGCAGAGCGUCCAGAGAGGAUACAGGUACUAACCACUGACUGGGAAGAAAUAAGUUAGUGUACGCCCAGCACUGUGCUGAGCUGUGUGCAUCAGUUUCUUCAAGAAACUUGUAAUAUGUCUUAAAAGAAGUGUGGGGAGAUUCCUCAAAAAAAGAUAAAGGAAGGGGGAAAUGAGCACUUAGUUAUAAUAAUAGAGACAUAAACAUGGAUGGCUCUCUGUGUAGACAUUGCAUCAUGCUCAUGUAAAACACAUGACACAGAAUGAAUAAGGGAUUGACGUUAGGCCAGUGCCGUAGGUACAUAUAUAUAUACUGGGAGGAUAUAUAUUUUUAAUUAACCACAAUCCAGAAGAGAUUUUUUAUCUUUAAAUUGUAGUUCUUUUGUUUCUUACACCUGUAUAUGGAUAAGAUCUCUGGGGAAUUAUUUUCAUAUACAUAUAAACUAUAUAAACACAUACAACUACAUUAUAUAUGUGUGUCUAUAAUAAAUGCAUAAAUUUACUUCUUUGCCCCUCACUCUUACUUUGUAAAGAGGAUUCCUUCGAUCCCUUUGUCUCCCAACACCCUCUUUCUGUGGGGAAAGAGAGUCUGUUUUCCUGAAUCUGCCAAGGACUUGAAUGUGUGAGAGUGGAUCAAUUCUUCUUGCAUUGAUUUAAGAGAGCGAUUUGGAAAAGAUUUGCAAAUUAGCACAAACUCGAAGGCCAAGCAUGGAGUAAAAUUAGCUUUAAGAUAGGCUUGACGGAAGUGAGAGUUUUAAUAAAAAUGGAAAAUGUUAAGUCAUAGCCCUGGUAUUGCUGUUAUUUCAGGCUGCUGUGGAUUACAGCCCAAUGGAUGACUCAUUGUGGUGACCGCUGGUCACACCAGGAGAGGAUGAGAGGAGACCUCUCUGGAAAGUUCAGAAUGACUUUUGUGAACCCUCACCUCAUGAAGUAGCUGAGCAUGGGGUUGGAGGGGAGCUCCCUUCAUGAUGAGAAAGGGAUUGGUAAAGAGAAAACGAAAAAAAAAAAUUCGGACACCACUUCAACCGGUCUACUGUGCACACGCACACCUAUGUGUGGCCGGCAGGAUUUAGGCCAGACGUUGAAAAGAAUGGCUGGGCUCCCUGCCUCCUCCCACCUCCGUUUGAAGCAGGAGACCCAAGAACGAGCCCUCUGAAUGUGGGCACGUUCAAAACAUGAAAGUGGUGAAAAUUUCCUCCUGGAGAGCUCCAAGGCAGCGAUCUUCAACCGGUGCGCCACAAGAACUUUUAAACCAUGCAGCACCUGACUGUUUUGUCAGUGGCACUGACCCCUUUUCCCUUAGAUUGUCAAAUAAAAAAAUGACAGCAGCCAACACAACAGCCAUCAGUGUCAAUGAAUCAAAAUUAUACCUAUUUUUUGUCAGAU
Molecule: messenger RNA, 5858 nt
Organism: Phyllostomus discolor (pale spear-nosed bat)
Lineage: Eukaryota; Metazoa; Chordata; Mammalia; Chiroptera; Phyllostomidae
Gene: CNTF
Product: ciliary neurotrophic factor
Exons: 2
Coding region: 1265-1867 (200 amino acids)
Biological process (GO): positive regulation of axon regeneration; astrocyte activation; positive regulation of tyrosine phosphorylation of STAT protein
Cellular component (GO): axon
Molecular function (GO): ciliary neurotrophic factor receptor binding; growth factor activity; cytokine activity
Source: RefSeq, a predicted model, not a curated record